AUGGCCUCAUCCAUCACCCAAAUCUCUCUCUUCCUUCUAUUUCUAACUCUCUUCUCAGAAACCCAAUUAUCUCAAUCCCUCAGAGACCUCAAACCCAACCCCAACCCCAACCCCAACCCCAACCCCAACCCCAACCGUCCAUCCACCUCGCUCCAAUCAAUCACAGACGUCCAUGACCUCCUCCCCAAGUACGGCCUCCCAAGGGGUCUGUUACCCGACAACGUAAGAUCCUACACUCUCUCCGACGAUGGAACCUUCGAGAUCUAUCUCGAAAACCCGUGUUAUGUUCACUUUGAUCAGUUGGUGUACUACAAUAAGAACAUCAAAGGGAAGCUGAGUUUCGGCUCUGUUUCCGAUGUGUCGGGGAUUCAAGCCAAGAAGCUAUUUAUUUGGGUUUCCGUGACGGGGAUGCAUAUGGAGCAAGGGUCUGAUUCAGUUGAGUUUUACGUUGGGGCUCUGUCCGAGAAAUUGCCUGCUAAACAGUUCGAGGAUAUUCCUAUUACUUUAUUAUAG
Messenger RNA from Rosa chinensis, 513 nucleotides. RefSeq lists its product as uncharacterized. The transcript has 2 exons. The coding region runs from base 1 to 513 and encodes 170 amino acids. NCBI's taxonomy places the organism in Eukaryota, Viridiplantae, Streptophyta, Magnoliopsida, Rosales, Rosaceae. The record is from RefSeq and is a predicted model, not a curated record.